AUGGCAAAUCUUUCGAUCCCAUCAAAGGCGAGUGGAAUGCGCUCCUCGUUUUUUUCGAUUCCGGAAAUGCUUGGCACGUUCGGCGGCUCCCCGUUGUUUUCGUCUUCAUUCCAACAAAUUCGCGGGUUAAAGGUCGGUGUUUCCAUCACUCGUCGCUGUGAAAAUUGCUACAUCGUUGUGCGGAAUGGAAUUAGAUAUGUUUAUUGCAAAGUCAAUCGCCGUCAUAAGCGUCGCCAAGGGUGA
This is a messenger RNA of Mitosporidium daphniae, 243 nucleotides long. RefSeq names its product ribosomal protein. Gene Ontology annotation, molecular function: structural constituent of ribosome. Gene Ontology annotation, biological process: translation; ribosome biogenesis. The coding region runs from base 1 to 243 and encodes 80 amino acids. The record is from RefSeq and is a predicted model, not a curated record. Gene Ontology annotation, cellular component: mitochondrial large ribosomal subunit; ribosome. The transcript has a single exon. NCBI's taxonomy places the organism in Eukaryota, Fungi, Microsporidia.